Molecule: messenger RNA, 1152 nt
Organism: Aspergillus affinis
Lineage: Eukaryota; Fungi; Ascomycota; Eurotiomycetes; Eurotiales; Aspergillaceae
Exons: 5
Coding region: 1-1152 (383 amino acids)
Biological process (GO): positive regulation of transcription by RNA polymerase II
Cellular component (GO): nucleus
Molecular function (GO): DNA-binding transcription factor activity; transcription cis-regulatory region binding
Source: RefSeq, a predicted model, not a curated record
AUGGGUAUGUCCACACCCGCCUCACCAAACUUCAAUGUGGAACUCAUCAAGGAACAGUUCGACACAUGCGACACUGCUAAACAUUUUGCUCUUGUGGCUCCCUGCAGAGCGAAAUCAUGUCCGCCUUUACUAUAUGCCAUUUACUCUGCGUCCGCAAGACAUCUUAGUCGACGACAGGCUGUCAACGGGAGUGAAAUUCUUUUCGCAGGGAAGAAGCUUCCCUUACUCGGUGGAGAAACAGCCCUAGAGUAUCAAAGCCUAUGUAUCUCGCAUCUAAUGUCCCUGUCUGGUGACUCGACCGAAGUUCAAGAUGAGAACCUUCUUGCGGCAGCUGUGAUACUUCGCUUCUAUGAAGAGUAUGAUGCACCUCUUGUCGGCAUCGACGAUGAGACUUAUCUCCGCGGAACACAAGUGUUUCUAGACGCUCAGUCAACAUCAGCCAUGCAAGCUGGGAGUCUUCGCCAUGCCGCGUUCUGGGUGGCCUUUCGACAGGAAUUCCACAGAGCGUUCAUCAAACAACGUGUAUUUCAAUUCAAUUCUUAUUGCUGCGCUACCUCGCCCUAUAGAUCGCUCGAACCCGCCAACGACAAUACAUGGACGAAUCGAAUGGUCUUGCAUUGUACGGAUGUCCUCACGUACUGCUAUGCCGGGGGUUCUGAUCUUUCACGAUACGAUGAGCUCUGGGCAUACACUCUCCGAUGGCAGUCUUUGAUUCCUUCAACUUUUAAUCCCCUUUACUCUAGAGAUCCGGAUCCGACGGUAAACGAGGUUUUUCCGGAGAUUUGGUAUCUUGAUGAUUCAGUCACGGCGAUGCAGCACUGCCAUUUAGCGCGCAUCCUUCUUUUAGCCUUUGAUCCGCGUGUUCCUCGCAUGGGUCCUAACCGAAAGGCGGCUGUCGAGAAGAGAGAGGCCGAGAUUAAAUGGAGCUUGUUCAAUUUAUGCGGGAUAGCUCGGUCGAAUAAAACUGCACCUGCACUUGUUAUGGCUUGUAUGGGUGUAAGAAUGGGUGGCGAUAGGGUUAUGAAACGUGUGGAGCAAGAGGCACUGCUUGGGAUUUUAGUGAAAUUAGAAGAAGUCCAUGCCUUCUCGAGUGGGACAGCGCAGGCUCAGCUCAGAGAAGCAUGGGGAUGGGAUAGAUCUAAUCGUAUAUAG